CAAAUGGGGUGUUGGUUUUUGGUGUUCUGUGCAGGCGAUCAAUCUGUCGGAGAAAGAAACCAGUAAUAGGAGAGGCUGAAACGGCAUCGGCUUCUUAUGGAGAGCCUAGCGGCAGCAACGACGUAGUUCUACUUGUUGGAGGCCCAAGUUCUGGGGAACAGAGGCAUAUUAUAGAAAUAUAUGGCUUCUUCUUCUUCUUCUCAAGAAGAGUACGAGUACGAGCGUACUUCUUCUCAAAAGGAGUACAAGUACGAGAGUUCUUCUUCUCACGAAGAGUACGAGUUCGAGGUGUUUCUCAGUUUCAGAGGAAAGCAAUGAUGGGAUCCAAGAUUUGGAUAAUAGUUUUCUCCAAAGAUUUUGCUUCUUCCAGAUGGUGUUUGGAUGAAGUGCGUCAAAUACUUGAAUGCAACAGGAAUAGAAAUGGAGAAAUUAAAGGGAAUGUAAUACCCAUUUUUUAUGGCAUAAAACCAACCGUUGUACGGCAGCAGGAGGAGAGCUAUGCAGUUGCAUUUGCUAAACACGCAGAAUGUUUUAAGGAUAGAAUUGAGAUGGUGCAGCAAUGGAGGGAUGCUCUAGAUGAAGUGUGUGAUGUGGCCGGUCAUGAUUCAGAAAAUUUUAGGUAUGAUCACGAGCUAAUUGACAAGAUCGUUAAUGAUGUUUUAUUGAAGUUGCCAAAAGACCAAUUAACAAUUGAUCAUUUCAAAAAGAACUUGAUUGGAAUUGAAGAGCGUGUCAAGGAUAUCGAAUCAUUGUUAUGCAUUGACUCGAAGGAUGAUGCUCGCAUAAUAGGCAUUUGGGGCAUGGGAGGUAUUGAAAGCCGCUUGUACGGAAGAAGAUGCUUGUCAAUGCAUGAUUUACUAAGAGAAGUGGGUCAGGCAAUUGUUUGUGAUGAAAGCAAAAUACCUGGAAAUCGUAGUAGGUUGUGGACUGCUACAGAUAUCUGCCAUAUAUUGGAGAACAAUAAAGUAAGUGCAAAUAUAUUGGAGAAAAAUAAAGGAACUGAUGCAAUCCAAGGCAUAUUAUUGAAUCUGUCUGAUCGUGGUAUUAAAAAAAAUGUCCAAGUGAGCCCUACAGCAUUCUUACAUAUGUGCCAUCUAAGAUAUCUUGAAAUAUAUGAAGGAGAAACACAAUAUGAUGGGGAGUUUGGGCCUGGAUACCUACAAGAUCCAUAUAAUAUAUAUGCCUCUGAAGGUCUGUUUGAUAUUUCUGAGGAGCUAAGAUACCUUCGUUGGGAUUCAUGCCCUUUGAAAUAUUUGCCAAAUUUUAGUCCGAAGAAUCUUGUUGGGCUUAUUAUGCAUGGGAGCAAAAUUGAGAAACUUUGGAAUGAAGUCCAGCUCCUUGACCUCGAGAAGUUAAAGAAGAUUGAUCUUAGUUAUUCCAAGCAACUUACUAGAAUACCAAAUCUGUCUGGGGCUAUCAAUCUUGAAAUUAUAAGUCUCCGAGGUUGUAUAAAUCUGGUUCAAAUUCACUUAAAUCUUCAGAGUCUCCGCAAGCUUCAGAUUCUAGAUUUAAGUCAUUGUUACAAUCUGAAAGAAUGCGGAUCAUCUGAAAGUCAAGAAAUGCUCUCAUCAAUUCCCGUUGGAUUAGAUUUCUCAUAUUGCACAGGACUUAGAAGUAGAAGUAUACUUUGGAAUGAAGUUCAGUUAAAGAAGAUUGAUGCUAGUUAUUGUGAGCACCUUACUGAAAUACCAAAUUUGUCUGGGGCUAUCAAUCUUGAAACUAUAACACUCCGAGGUUGUAAAAGUUUGGUUCAAGUUGCUUUAAAUUUUCAGAAUCACCCCAAGCUUUGGAUUCUAGAUUUGAGUAGAUGCGAGAAUCUCGAAGAAUUCAGAGAUUCUGAAAAUAUUGCAACCAAUAAUACAGCAUUUGUAGAAGAAGAGACCUCAUCAUCAGCUUCCGUUGAAUUAUAUUUCUCAAAUUGCGAAAGACUGAGAAGUAUACCAGAAAGCAUUGGGAAAUUGAGAUACCUGUAUCGGCUGGAUCUUAGUGAUUGCCCAAACCUGGAAAAGUUUCCAGAAAUCUCUUCAGGUGAUAUGAAAUGCUUGCAUUGGCUUUCGUUAGAGGGAACAGGGAUUAAAGAGUUACCCGAAUCAAUUGAAAAUGUAAAAAAGCUCAAAUACUUAAGUCUGAAGGACUGCAAAAGACUUAAAAGUCUACCCCAGAGCAUUUGGAAGUUGAAUUAUCUGAAAAGACUGAUUGUUCCUAAUUGCCCAAACCUGCGGGGGAAGUUUCCAGAAAUCUGCAAUGUUAUAGAAUACUUGUAUGAAAUUGAUUUAAGGGGAACAGGGAUUGAAAAGUUACCCGAAUCAAUUGAAAAUAUAGAAAAGCUCAAACACUUAAAUUCGAAGGAUUGCAAAAGACUUAAAAUUCUACCCCAGAGCAUUUGGAAGUUGAAAUAUCUAGAAAAGCUGAUUCUUCUUGAUUGCCCAAACCUGCAGGGAAAGUUUCCAGAAAUCUGCGAUGUUAUGGAAUGCUUGAAUGAAAUUGAUUUAGGGGGAACAAGGAUUGAAGAGUUACCCGAAUCAAUUGAAAAUCUAACUGGGCUCACAACUUUAAACCUUGACAGUUGCCCACAGAUUAAGUUUCUCCCAAACAGCCUUUGUAAACUAUCUAGGCUUGUUACGUUGAAACUUGAGGAAUGUUCAUCACUUGAAGAAUUGCCUCGCCUUCCACUUGGUUUGGAAAAAUUGGAUAUAAAAUACUGUGAGAGCCUUGAAAUCAAUACAACAGCUUCCAUAUUCAUUAUGGAUGUUUGAAGCAGCCAGUUGUACGUCAAUGAAAACAAUAUCAAGUUGUGAAUCGGCUCACAUUCACAACCGACAAUAUUUUGGGCAUCUUGUCUCUAUGUUUUGGAGGUUUGAAAAUUGUAUGGAGUUAGAUCACAACACACGCAACCACAUAAUUUCUGACACUGUUUACAAUAGAAUUUAUGGCGCAUGUCCAUUUGUUGAUGUUGUGUACCCAGGAGGUGAAAUCCCAAAGUGGUUCAACAAUGUAAGUACUGAUGAUGGGAAUACGAUCAAUUUCCAGCUUCCUCUAAAUUGGUUUAAAUUUACUAAUAGCCCGU
Messenger RNA from Ziziphus jujuba (common jujube), 3067 nucleotides. RefSeq names its product disease resistance protein RUN1-like. The transcript has 9 exons. The record is from RefSeq and is a predicted model, not a curated record. Gene Ontology annotation, biological process: signal transduction; defense response. Bases 315 to 2756 code for a protein of 813 amino acids. Lineage: Eukaryota; Viridiplantae; Streptophyta; Magnoliopsida; Rosales; Rhamnaceae.